AAAGUAUUGGCAUUAAAAAGAAAAUAUUCAAUAGUAACCGUGUUGUGUUGUUUAUCUCUAAAAUGAUAGUUAAAUAACAGAUUGUGUAUUGUGGAAGUUCAGUAGGCUAUGAGAAGGUAUUGCGGUGACUAUAAUCGUUGCUAUAGUAACGCGUUAUUCCGCCGAACACUUCUAUUCAAGGUUAUAGAUCAACGACACGAGCAUGUUCUCUGAACACGACAUAUUAGAUCAUUUUAUAGUUAGAUAUCCAAACGUAUUGCGAGACAACAAUAUAUCAGAUGAUUGGAAAGAUCUACUGCAUGAAGUUUUUGUAGAAAACGAAACAGUUUUACAAGAUUUAAAUAAAUUUUUAGAGACUAUUCCAGAAGAUUCUUUACUUCCAAUUCGCUCUAAUAUAUGGUCGUUUACUCGGUAUUGUAAACCGGAAGAAGUGAAAGUUGUAAUAGUUGGUCAAGAUCCGUAUGCUACUAGAGGAUGGGCUCACGGUUUAGCAUUUAGUGUUGAAAAACAUAUAAAGAAAAUACCACCAUCACUAAGAAAUAUUUUGAAAGAAGUAAAGAUUGAUAUUGGAAAUUCAAAAUAUGCAAAAUCUUUGAAAUCGUUUCCUUCUAAUUAUGGAUAUUUGGAACAUUGGGCUAAACAAGGAGUUCUACUAUUGAACAGCGUUCUCACUGUAACAGUCGAUAACAGCAAAUCGCACUCAAACAAAGGUUGGGAGACUGUGAUUUCUAAACUCAUCGUCAAAUUACAAAUUGUAAUAAAUACCCAAGAGAAGUUUUUAAUAUUCAUGCUGUGGGGCAACGACGCUAAAAAAAUGGAAGAAUUCGUGAACAAAAAACAAGGUAAUAAAGUCUUACUUGCCGGACACCCUUCUCCAUUAAAUCGACUCCAAAGUUUUCUAGGAUGCCGACAUUUUUCGAAAACCAAUGAUAUACUCACAUCAGUUGGCAUGAAUCCAAUAGAUUGGUCAUUAACGUAAUUAAAAUACUUGAUUCAUUUGUAUUUUUUUGUAAUUUGUAAUAUAAGUUUUUCA
Molecule: messenger RNA, 1033 nt
Organism: Diorhabda carinulata
Lineage: Eukaryota; Metazoa; Arthropoda; Insecta; Coleoptera; Chrysomelidae
Product: uracil-DNA glycosylase-like
Exons: 1
Coding region: 203-979 (258 amino acids)
Biological process (GO): base-excision repair; base-excision repair, AP site formation via deaminated base removal
Cellular component (GO): nucleus; mitochondrion
Molecular function (GO): uracil DNA N-glycosylase activity
Source: RefSeq, a predicted model, not a curated record